Calypte anna (Anna's hummingbird) is the source of this 1201-nucleotide messenger RNA. Its product is annotated as estradiol 17-beta-dehydrogenase 11-like. The transcript is spliced from 7 exons. Gene Ontology annotation, molecular function: oxidoreductase activity, acting on the CH-OH group of donors, NAD or NADP as acceptor. The record is from RefSeq and is a predicted model, not a curated record. Bases 107 to 1006 code for a protein of 299 amino acids. Gene Ontology annotation, cellular component: lipid droplet. Lineage: Eukaryota; Metazoa; Chordata; Aves; Apodiformes; Trochilidae.
AGAGCGGGGUCAGGAGGGCCGCGGGCUGCUGGCAGAUCAACAACCCAGAUCCUCGUCAGAAGAGCGUAAAGUUCAGUCGGGCAGUCAGAGGACUUUCAGAAAAGCAAUGAUCCCGUUUCUGGAUCUCCUCCUGUUUUUGCCUACGCUCAUCUACUCCUACUUAGAGGCGUUUGUGAAGCUUUUUGCCCCCGUGAGGAGGAAGUCUGUCAGCGGAGAGCUCGUUCUCAUCACGGGUGCUGGCCAUGGCGUGGGGAGAGCGACUGCCUUCGAGUUCGCCAAGCGCCGGAGCAGACUGGUUCUGUGGGACAUCAAUAAGCAUGGCGUUGAGGAGACGGCAGCAGAAUGCGAAAGGCUGGGAGCCACUGUUCAAGCCUUUGUGGUGGACUGCAGCAAAAGGGAGGAAAUCUACAGUGCUGCAGAGAAGGUGAGAAAGGAAAUUGGGGAUGUCACCAUCCUGGUCAAUAACGCGGGUGUGAUUACAGCUGCUGACCUGCUCUCGACUCAGGACCACCAGAUUGAAAGAAUGUUUGAAGUCAACAUUCUUGCUCACUUUUGGACCACAAGAGCUUUUCUGCCAGCCAUGAUGAACAACAACUACGGUCACAUUGUCACGGUGGCUUCAGCAGCAGGUCAUUUUGUCAUUUCCUAUAUGGUGUCUUAUUGUUCAAGCAAGUUUGCUGCAGUUGGAUUUCAUAAAGCUCUGACAGAGGAGCUGUCUACCCUGGGAAAGGAUGGGAUAAAAACUACAUGCCUUUGUCCAGUCUUUAUAAACACUGGAUUUGUCAAAAACCCCAUUGCGAGGCUUGGAAGGAUUUUGGAGACUGAAGAAGUCGUAGAGGCUCUGAUGGAAGGAAUAUUGACCAACCAGAAAAUGGUUUUUGUUCCAUCAAGUCAGCGCUUUGGUUUACUCUUUGAAAGAUUGUUUCCAGAACGUGCCCUGAAUGUUCUGAAAAAGAUGACUCUUGUCAAAUUUGAUGCAGUCGUUGGGCAGAGAAGCACACAGUGAAAAGCAAAAAUUGAUUCUUGUUUCCCAGUGGCAUGAGUGAGAAAAAAAUGUGUGCGGAACACUGUUUGAUGUGCUCUUGUAGUGAGUACCUGAAAUAAUACAGGCUUAUAUGUUCUGUGAUACCUAAUCACAUCUAUCAUGCAUUAGCUUCAUCCAAAUGGCUUCUUCCAAAUAAAUACAGUUCUUUAACACAAA